Electrophorus electricus (electric eel) is the source of this 1686-nucleotide messenger RNA. The record is from RefSeq and is a predicted model, not a curated record. NCBI's taxonomy places the organism in Eukaryota, Metazoa, Chordata, Actinopteri, Gymnotiformes, Gymnotidae.
AAACUUUCUGAUCAGUGGCCUUAAUAUAUGAGAUAAUUUCAUACUUACCAGCAAUGUUCACACACGAUAGGCCCUUCGUUUAACAGAAGACCCUGUUAAACUUCGCUAAAGUUUAACAGGUAAAUAUGAACAUGUCUCUAUUGAUGGUCCUCAAGAUGCGUGCCACUUCAGAUCCUGCAACAAUCACGAAUUAUUAGCUAAAUAAGACGAAAUUGUCAGCGUCGAUUAACCGUUACAAAGAGUUAGGAACGAGAUUUUUUUUUGUUACAAUGGAGGAGAGGAAGAUUAAACGAAAAAAUACAAGACCGUCGAGUAACCAGGGUGCUGCUGUCGUCACUCGAAAAAAUGUCACCACCAGCAGCAGCAGCAGGACAUUCGGAUUGACCGGGAUGGGCACUUGCUCAAAUCAGAAGUCACGAUAUCGCAGAGGCGUGAAGGAUAAGCCAAAGCCCCAGGGUAAGUCAAAUAAGACUAACCAGUCUGCGCCUAUCCAGCACUCCUUCCUCACGGAUGUGUCGGAUGUGCAGGAGAUGGAGAAAGGUCUGCUUGGCCUUCUCAAUGACUUCCACUCUGGAAAACUUCAGGCUUUUGGUAAUGAGUGCUCCAUUGACCAAAUGGAGCAUGUGCGAGAGAUGCAGGAGAAGCUGGCUCGAUUGCACUUUGAUCUCUAUGGAGAAGUAGAUGAAAUGCCAGAGAACCAGCGCAAGCUUGCUUGUGACACCAACAUGGACAAACUUCUAUUGAAUCUGGAAGAGUUGAGUUCUUCAAUACAAAAGCUGAACCUUGCUGAUAGCCAAGAUGCCUCCAGAACAUCCACCAUGUGAAGUGCUGGAGUUCAGAUAGUGAUCUGCCCACUACAAAGCUGUGUGUGUGUGUGUGUGUGUGUGUGUGUGUGUGUGUGUGUGUGUGUGUGUGUGUGUGUGUGUAUACGUACGUACGUCACAGAGAAAGCUGUGAGUGAGAAUGUACAUCACAGAGAGAGAGAGAGCAUGUCACAUGGCAUUACUGUUAAACAUCAGUAGCACUGUGAAAUUGUAGACCUAUAGGAUUGGCCCACUUGCACAAUUUAGUCUUUAUUAGCAUAUCCAAGAAUAAACCCGAGCAGUUAUAACAAUGUCCUUCUUACUCAUCACUAGAUUUGAGGUAAUGAAGUAAUGUGCAUUUGUAUAUAUUGAAAUAUAAUGCUAGAUCUAAAUAGUAUAUUUAAUCUAUUAAAAGUUGCCUUUGAGGUGUGCAAUACAUAAACAUUGGAAAUGGUACCACAAAUUCACUUUAUUGUACUAGCAGUGGGGGGAGGGGGGUGGUGGUGUAGAAUUUCUGUCAUUUAUAAGCCUGAUUUAUUUAUUUUUUUUUUCCCUCUAAUUGACCAUUGUAUUUUAAGAUGUAAUAGCAAGGCACCAAGUUUAUAGGGAGCAGGGAUUUUUUUUUGUUUUUGUUUUACACAUUAUUUCCUGAACUUUGUACCCCACAAAUAUUUGCCUUAUUGUUACCUUUGACAGUAUGCAGAGGAAAGUAACUUUUACAUAAAUAUUAUUUUAUAUAGUCUGUGUAUAUUACAGAUGUACUUGUUUUAUUUUUUUGAGUAAAUUAUUUUCGAUUCAGAUAUAACUGGUUGAAUGUUUGUGGCUUGAUUUAAGAAUUUCAUCAAUAAAGAUUAACUGCUUGUGCCAGAACAUUGAAACUUUA